AUGAAAGGGAAGAAUAAUAAGAAGUUGUUGGUGAGUGUGAAUGUUCUUGGAAGUGUUGGUCCUAUAAGGUUUUUAGCCAACGAAGACGAUGAAGUUUCAAGAAUUAUAAACACAACUUUGAAAGCUUAUGCUCGUCAAGGCAGGGUUCCGGUUCUAGGGUUUGAUGUCGAUAACUUUAUCUUCUACUCCAUUAAUCCCGGAUUCAAUACUUUGCACCCACAAGAGAAGAUAAGUUCAAUGGAUAUAACGAAUUUCUUGUUGUGCAAGAAAGAGCCAAGGCCAUUGGAAGAAGUCGAGGGAGUAAGAGGAGGGAGUAAAGCUCGGAUAGUUCAUGGAUGGAAAAAUCGUCUUCUUCGGUCCUUAUUAGGAUAAAUUCUUCUUAUACAAUCACAAAUCUAACUCCUU
Capsella rubella is the source of this 405-nucleotide messenger RNA. RefSeq lists its product as uncharacterized. Lineage: Eukaryota; Viridiplantae; Streptophyta; Magnoliopsida; Brassicales; Brassicaceae. The transcript has 2 exons. Bases 1 to 372 code for a protein of 123 amino acids. The record is from RefSeq and is a predicted model, not a curated record.